This is a messenger RNA of Morone saxatilis (striped sea-bass), 257 nucleotides long. Its product is annotated as fatty acid-binding protein 10-A, liver basic-like. Gene Ontology annotation, molecular function: fatty acid binding. The record is from RefSeq and is a predicted model, not a curated record. NCBI's taxonomy places the organism in Eukaryota, Metazoa, Chordata, Actinopteri, Moronidae. Gene Ontology annotation, biological process: fatty acid transport. Gene Ontology annotation, cellular component: nucleus; cytosol.
UAAAGAUGUUACACCACAGCUUGUGAAUGAGGAGUUACAGAUUCAGCCCCAUUAUGGCUCUCACUGGAAAUUCCAGUCCAAAUAACAGGGAAUUUAAAGUCCCCAACCUGCCAACCAGCAGAGUGUGUGAUGGCAUUAUGACAACAAGAACAACAAACAUCCUCGGGCAAGCAACACGACCAGCAGGCAUGGACUUCAGCGGCACUUGGAAGGUUUAUUCUGAGGAAAACCUUGAAGAUUUCCUAAAAAUAGUCGGU